AUGGCUGAAUACAUGACUCCGGACACCUCGGUGACAAAAGAGAAGGCGCCCAGCGUGUCCGGCUCAGGCAUACUCAACAGCAAAGCAGAAAUCGGAGAGGUCAUGGACGCAAGUGAUCUUGAGAAGCGAAAUCACGAUGGGCCGGGCGACAAAUUUCAUCGAUUGGGCUGGAAACGUUUGACGGUAAUAAUGGUGGUUGAGGCCAUUGCGUUAGGCAGUCUCAGUAUUCCCCAAGCUCUCGCCUCCCUGGGGAUGGUUCUCGGUGUUACCAUCUGUGUCUCACUUGGCCUCGUCGCUAUUUACACGUCAUUUGUGGUUGGUCAAGUCAAGCUAGCUUACCCACAUAUCAGUCAUUAUGCCGAUGCCGGACGUCUACUCAUGGGAAAGUUUGGUUACGAGCUUGUCGGAAUAAUGUUUUCACUUCAACUCAUAUUUCUCGUUGGAUCACAUAGCUUGACCGGCGCAAUCGCAUUCGGAAGUAUCACGGACCACGGUACUUGCUCCAUUGUAUUUGGAAUAAUCUCGGCCAUCAUUCUUCUACUACUUGCCAUUCCUCCCUCUUUUGCCGAAGUCGCUAUACUCGGUUACAUUGAUUUUGUCUCAGUUGUUCUGGCUAUAGGCAUCACUAUUAUUGGAACCGGCGUCGCACAGGCUCGAGGAAGCUUGGCCGCCUCAGACUGGUCUGCCUGGCCUAGGGAGGGACUAACUUUUGUGGAAGCGUUUGUUAGCCUCGGAAACAUAGUUUUUGCCUACUCGUACGCCGUCUGCCAAUUUUCUUUCAUGGAUGAGAUGCACACCCCUAAAGAUUAUACCAAGUCGAUCUACGUGCUGGGUGGUAUUGAGAUUUUUGUCUACAAUUUGACGGGUAUAUUAAUCUACUUAUUUGUGGGUUCCAGUGUUGAGUCACCGGCGCUUCUUUCGGCAGGACCUACACUUUCUAAAAUAGCAUUCGGGGUUGCCUUGCCGGUCAUUUUCAUUUCCGGAUCGAUUAAUACAACAGUCGUCACGAAAUAUAUUCAUGGACGCAUCUACAAAAAUUCACCCAACCGGUUUAUCAACACCAGGUCUGGAUGGAUCUCUUGGAUAGGCAUGGUCAGCCUCGUCACUGUCAUCGCUUGGAUAAUUGCGGAAUCUAUACCUUUCUUCUCCGAUCUUCUGUCCAUAUCUUCAUGUCUAUUCGUUUCGGGUUUCACUUUCUACUUUCCUUCAUGGAUGUGGUUUAAGUUGAUCAAGAAGGGAUCCUGGAAAUCCCGUGAGAAUAUCUUACAUUCCAUUACCAACGCCUUUGUCUUCGUACUUGGAAUGAUCAUUCUCUUUUGUGGUACUUAUGCAAGCAUACAUGAUAUUCUGAAUCAGUACGCGGCUGGUAAAGUUCGGGGAGUCUUUACUUGUGCUUGA
Messenger RNA from Blumeria graminis f. sp. triticale, 1398 nucleotides. NCBI's taxonomy places the organism in Eukaryota, Fungi, Ascomycota, Leotiomycetes, Helotiales, Erysiphaceae. The record is from the annotation of a GenBank genome assembly.